GCAGCUUGGCUCUGUGACAUGAUUGGAUAAGAAGACCAUCAAGCCUCCUUAUUGAUGCCAUUACUUCCUGUUUGCAAGGAAUGCACCUCCCUCCCAGCUGUCCUUAGCAGUCACGUGGUACAGUGUCACCGCCUUGAUGUUAUGCCGGAUAGGAAGCUGACUGUGCCUAACCUGACUAGUAUUCUUCCGCCGCUGCUGCUACUGCAGUAGGAGAGUUGGUGCAUAAGGAGGGGAAGGGUAAGCUUCUCCUAAUUCACUUUGGGCUUUGCAGGAAAAUGUGUGAAGUUGAGCUCACCACUCGUGCUUAUGUCAAGAUGUUUCUACACACAGCACGUUACCCUCACAGUACCGUGUGUGGGGCUCUCCUGGGUCACAAAUCACAACAUGGAUGUGUCGUUCUGAGUGACUGUGUCCCAAUCUGUCACCUUUAUCUGCCUUUGUCUCUCAGUUUAGAAGUGGCUCUAACACAGAUCGAUUCAUGGAGUGCUCUCCAAGGACUGGUAAUUGCUGGUUAUUACCAAGCAAACUCUGGCCUGAGAGACACCAGUCUCAGUUGCACUGCAAUACGAUCAGCAUCCCUCAUAGCGGAGUACCAAGAAGAUGCUGUGUUAAUAUUGCUGGAUAAUGAGCGUAUGACACUGAAUCCUGGAAUUCCCCCACUAACAGUCCUGCAUCAAAACAGCAAUAAGCAGUGGGUUCCAAAGGAGAAGACAUUGGUCAUGUGGGGUCACUGGGAAGAGACCCAAAGAAUCACCAGGCAGCUCAUGCAAGCUAAGGCUUACAACAAAUUAGUUGACUUUGACACUCAUCUCGAAGAUAUCAGAGCUGACUGGACCAAUCAAGAACUAAACGUCGAGAUAGCACAUCUGGCAGCAGCUGCCAAUGGCAGUGCAUGAACUUCAGAUUUUGUAGGAGUGGAUCAGUCUGUUACAGGGCUUCCAGUUUUUGGACAUGAAAGAGCAUACACCAAGUGUAUACCUAUAAAUGUAAAUAUAAGUUAUUAGUAUG
This is a messenger RNA of Xenopus laevis (African clawed frog), 1008 nucleotides long. It is a transcript of the gene emc9.L, whose product is annotated as ER membrane protein complex subunit 9 L homeolog. Gene Ontology annotation, cellular component: EMC complex. The transcript is spliced from 6 exons. NCBI's taxonomy places the organism in Eukaryota, Metazoa, Chordata, Amphibia, Anura, Pipidae. Bases 276 to 896 code for a protein of 206 amino acids. The record is from RefSeq and is a predicted model, not a curated record.